Molecule: messenger RNA, 2335 nt
Organism: Branchiostoma floridae (Florida lancelet)
Lineage: Eukaryota; Metazoa; Chordata; Leptocardii; Amphioxiformes; Branchiostomatidae
Product: collagen alpha-5(IV) chain-like
Exons: 25
Coding region: 163-2139 (658 amino acids)
Cellular component (GO): collagen trimer
Molecular function (GO): extracellular matrix structural constituent
Source: RefSeq, a predicted model, not a curated record
CCCGAAUUGUAAAGCUGAUACGGCCCAGCUCUUGUAUGUGCUCCGGUCCGAUUGGGCAAAUACAAACAGGAAGACACCGUUAGUCGGGGCGCACCUUGCCCCGUCACACAAGUGGGGAACACACCGGGACGUUACACGGCAAUCCUACGGGGGACCACCGCGAUGGGCCCGAAGGAAUCUCUGCGUUUGCUGCUGGUUGUUCUCGCGGUCACUUUUGCCGAGUCACAGCGGAGUGAUUUCGGAAAUGGUGCUGAGGUUGGAACGCCCGACAGCAGAAACUGCCAGGGGACUAACUGUGGAAACAACUGUGGCGGAUGUCCUGGGCAGCCUGGACCGAGGGGUUUCCCAGGGUCACGUGGCGCCCCAGGCUUUCCCGGACCGGAGGGUAUCCAGGGGGAGACAGGAACCGCAGGACAGCCCGGUUUCCCCGGGGAUAUGGGACCAAAGGGUGACAGGGGAGACGUUGGACCAAUUGGCCCACAGGGUGUCCUAGGGCCUGCAGGACCCGCCGGACCCCGCGGUACCCAGGGGGAGAAGGGCCUGAAGGGAACCAACGGGUCACCUGGGCUGAGGGGCGAGAAGGGACUACGGGGGUCCCAAGGCGUUCCCGGCAUGCCCGGCGAUCAGGGAAACCCAGGUGAUAACGGACCAAUGGGAAUGCCUGGACUAUGCGGCCCAAAGGGAGAGCCUGGUUCUCCAGGUGCACCCGGAAGAUCUGCCGGCGCCUCCCCCGGCCCUCCCGGUAGACUGGGCCCCCAGGGCCCGCCGGGGCCACCAGGAGUACCCGGGCCGCCAGGAGCACCACCGAGCAUCGGCGUCAAGGGUGAACCUGGUCUGCCUGGGACCCCAGGCUUGGACGGGAACCCUGGACGUUUAGGCCCACCAGGGACACCAGGUGUUAAUGGAAUACCGGGGGGACCUGGACCUAAAGGAUCUUACCAUAAAGGUGACAUAGGAGGGCCUGGAUUCACCGGGCCACCAGGUCAACAGGGUCAGAGGGGAGUUAUUGGAUUCCCAGGCAAGAAAGGAGAACCAGGCACCACGAGAGGCAUCCCCGGGCCACCUGGCAACCUGGGCCCGCAGGGACCACCUGGAGCACCCGGUUUUCCUGGGCCAAAAGGAGAUCCUGGUGCGGCUGGACCACCAGGUCUACCCGGAAGACCCUCGGCAGGACAACCUGGGAAUCCGGGUCCUCCUGGCCCCACUGGUCCACGAGGAACACCAGGUGGCCCAGGAUUCCCAGGACAAAAGGGAGAAGCUGGAGUCGGGUUCCCCGGAACCCCCGGUACUAGAGGAGCGACUGGCCCUCCCGGACCAGCCGGUCCCGCAGGUAUAACAGAAGGAACAGCCGGAUCGUUCCACCUGCUGGUGCGACACAGCCAGACCAUCAAUAUACCGCAAUGCCCCCUGGGAACAACUGUGAUGUGGCAGGGAUACAGUCUGCUGCACGGGGAGGGCAACGAACGGGCGCACGGACAGGACAUGGGUACGGCGGGUUCGUGCUUACAGCGCUUCGCCCCAAUGCCAUUCAUGUUCUGUGACAUCAACUUCCACUGCCACUACGCGACCCGUGACGACAAGACCUACUGGCUAUCCACCGUGACGACCGAACAGGAGAUCCCAGAAAGCACCGUGGACGGCCCCAGCAUUCUUCCCUUCAUCUCUCGGUGCAUCGUGUGCGAGGUGCCGUCGACUGUGAUGGCGUUCCACAGUCAGUCGUCACAGGUGCCCGGCUGCCCCGCCCCCACCAGUGAGCACUCUUGGAUCAGUAUAUGGGAAGGAUUCAGCUUCUUCAUGCACACUGCAGCAGGUGAGGGCAGCGGACAGGUGUUUUCCAGCCCCGGCAGCUGUCUGGAGAAGUUCCGCCCCGCCACCUUCAUCGAGUGUCACGGCGCACAGAGGACCUGCGGCUUCUUUGCCAACAAGUUCAGCUUCUGGCUGACAACAUUGCCGGGUGAAUACGACCCCCUGAGGAACGGCCAAGCCUACGAGCCCAGGGACGGCGAGGUGAACAGCUUGGUCUCCGGCCAGUCACAGCCAACCACUGAGAUGGAACGUAUGAUAGGGCGAUGCCGAGUGUGCAUGAUGGUGACACCGGCCAUCCGCGCACGUAUAGAUCGGGCACGGCAACAGGGAUAGAUAGGGAAUCUCUCCGAAGGCGUCGCCAAAAACUAAAGGUCACAAUGUGAAAUCUGUGUGCAAAUUCACGGAGAAAGGGAUCAUAUAUAUUAUGUCUUAUCUGGUGCUGGUAUUUUCGUUGGCAAGUUUUACAACCUCCCACAAACUGCUGACGAAAAUGUCCGUAUCUAUCCUUAGAUUGCUCAUUGUCAGUUUG